CCUAGUCUUUGAGAGUGAGGGAUAAUAAAAGGAAAGUAUUUUGUGUGUGUGUGUGUGUGUGUGUGUGUGUGUGUGUGUGUGUGUGUGUGUGUGUGUGUGUGUGUGUGUGUGUGUGUGUGUGUGUGUGUGUGUGUGUGUGUGUGUGUGUGUGUGUGUGUGUGUGUGUGUGUGUGUGUGUGUGUGUGUGUGUGGCCUCUGCCACUGUCUGGGCUACUGGGGGCAGUUAGUUAACUCUCUCUGGGGGGGUGUGCUGCAGCCAGGGCUGUUAGCGUUGAUUGCCUCUCAGACAUUGCUGGCUUACACAAAGCUCGGGGCUCCUGGAAUCAGCUGGAUCUCCCUCGGACAAAACCCAGCCAAGGCCAAGACAGACCAGCCAGAGGCUGAGGAUUUGUUUGAAAUGUCAUACAUUUAAAAAUGGUGUUUCAACACCCUAAGAGCAUGGGGGACUCUGGGCCUGUUUACUCUGGACACCCAUUGUGGACUGAGAAGAUGAAAUUGGUCGUCUUGAUAGAAAUCCAGCAGUGACAGUUUCGAGUUAGUUGACUGGACCUGAAGCAGCCAUCUAGGAAGAAGAGAGGCAACCCAGGUAGGUCUGAGGUGUAACCAUGGGAACAAGGAUGGAGGUGGCACAGCUUGAGAGCAGGAUGAACACAGAGGACUAUAGAAAGCUACAGGAUCUUUUCCUGGACCCCUCCUCUGGAGCAUCUCGCUCCUUGUCCAGAACCGAAUUUAUCCAUCUGGCUUGGUCAUCAGUUGGCCAUGGCUCCAAGGAGGAAUACGGCCUCCUGUUUGACAGCGUGGUUGUCACUCAGGAGCACCGUGGCCUCCUUCUGGACAUCGAAGCUGUGAAGGAAGAAGGACGUGUUGACUGGCCAGGCCUGUGUUCCUUUCUGCUACUGGAGCUUUCUGAUAAAGUAAAGAACACCAGAACCAGUAGUGUGCCUUGCUGGAAGCCACCGCGCACUUUGACCUGUCCACACCGAGACCCAGUUAAAAAGGUGUUGCACCUGCAGAGUUCAGGUCAGUAUCUGACCGUGAGUAAAGGAGGAACUGUGGGGCUGCGGAAUGGAGAGGAUAUGUCCCUUCUGCACACACAUCGACUGCAAAACAGUACGGUCACACCCAAAGACCUCUGGGUCACUGACAUGGUGCUGCUGCACAAUGUACACAAGAUAGCAGUGUCUUUCACAAGUAAGGAGGUGUGUUUUUAUGACAUUCUGUCCAAACAAGACUUCAGCUGCAAGUAUAAACUCCAGGGUUUGAAGUUUACUCCCUGGUGUCUUGACUACUGGGUGGAUCCCUCUCACUCGGAACAGGCCGUCCUCACAAUAGGAGACAUUGGAGGACAGGUCAGUGGCUUAUAUUUUACCUCAGCUCAUAUCUCUCUGUUUGAGAGACUGAGUCUGAGGACGGACUCAGAUUCAGCAGACAUCAUCUUAUGGGAUGAGCUGGUCAAAGGCAAGCAUCGCUCCUGUUACACUGUGACACAUCAAGCACACACGCCAGCCUGGGUAAGAAAAGUACAUUACCUGGGUUCACUGGAAGCCUUUGUAUCAUGCAGCACCAGACCGCAGAGCAGCAUGGUGAUCAGCUGGAGGGAAAAGGAAAGCAGAACUCUACGAGUCACUUCGUUCUUUACAAAGAGGGGUGUGUGGGACUUGGACCACCACCGUGGACUCAAUCUGAUAGCUACAGCAGGUGUGGAUCAUCAGGUCUUGCUGUGGAACCCUUAUGUGACCUCCGAACCAGUUUGUGUCUUCAGUGGUCAUACAAGCCCUGUCACCGCAGUUUGCUUCAUGCAGACCAAGCAACAACUCCUCAGCUUCUCUAAAGAUAAGGUUCUAUGUCUAUGGGAUGUAUCGAGUCAGCUGUGUGUUCACCGUCUGGCCGGUGUCUUCCCAAAGACGCAGGAGGACACAGACACCCUCCUGCUCCUCCAUGAGGAACGUCAGCUCCUCCUGCUUUCCUUCAACAGCCUACUUCUCCUGCUGGAAACCAUGAAGGAGGAGAAGAGGACCAGCAGCCACGAACACCCUGUGACCUGUGUGCUGUAUAAUAGUCUGUUCAGACAGGUAGUCAGCAGCGACUCUGCCUCCUCUGUGAUCUGCUGGCUGGCUGACACAGGCCAAAAGGUCAAGCAGUUCCACCGUUGCCAUGGCAACGCCGAGAUCUCCACCAUGGCCCUGGAUGGCACGCAGACACGUCUGUUUACUGCAGGCACUGACGGAGAGGUCAAAGUGUGGGACUUCAAUGGCCGCUGCCUCCACAGGAUGAACGCUGGCCUGGGUCGGGCUGUGGAGAUCUCACAGGUCCUGUUGCUGAAGAGGAGUAUACUAGCGAUGGGCUGGGAAAGGAUGUUAACAGUUUUCCGUCUGCAUUCCUUCUCGCAGUCUUUUGUUGAGCCAUCAGAAUGGAAGGGAGGUGUUCAACAUCGCAGUGAUGUGCUCUGUGCCACAUUUCAGCCUCCUCAGACUCUGGUCACAGGAAGUUACGAUGGAGAGAUUAUAGUGUGGAACAACAGCACAGAAAAAGCUUUGAGGAAACUGCGGCCACAUGCUGAACACAGAGAAGGCAAGAAGCAGCUAGGUCAUUUCCCCGAUUCUCACCUUGGUGCAAAUGGCAAAGAAGACUCUGAUAACUCCAUUGCCAUCACUAGAUUGUUCUUCAUACCAGGGCGCACACCUGCGGCUGCAGCUACAGGUGGUGCAGACUUAGUGUCUUGUGGAGGAUCAGGUGUGGUCAGAUUCUGGAACACCGUCCACAGCCAUCUGGUAGGACAGUUCACAGCUCACAAUGGAGACCUGGGGUCUAUUGUUAUGACUGUCAGCCCCUGUGGAAAAUAUCUAGUCACAGCUGAUAGGGAGGGAACGCUCAAGGCUUGGGACAUACAGCAUCAUUGUCUUGAGGCAAAUAAUGGAAUAACCAAAGAACCUCCAAAACUACUGCGUAGUUUCCGCCCACACCUUGAACGUGUGACUCACCUGGAGAUGUGUUACCAUGGUGAAAGACUCCUCCUUCUCUCGUCAUCAUCCGACUGCAGUGUGGCUCUCAGCUACCCUCCAGGAGAUACCGUUGGUCUGUUCGGACAGGAGGAGCAGUGGUCCUUGGAGGGACAUGGACCUCUGCACCCACAGCAGGAACAAGAGCAAGACCAGGGAGACCACUGAGCGCAAGAAGACACCAGACAGGGAGGAAAGAGGUCCCCUGAAGCUCCCAGUGGGACACCCCCUGACCCGGCACCCGACACCUCUGGAGAGCGUGGAGAGGUGGGGGUAAAAGAUGAGAGAGAGGACUUUGGAGUGGACAGAAGACAAUCUUUAUCCAGUCACUCACCUAAAAGCGGGCAGGAGCUACCAGGAGAGAAAGGGUUAAUGAGGAAUUGACAACCAACCGGGAUACAAAAUGGCACCCAACCUCGGCCUGACUGACAAUUUUGUGGUCCAUUUGUCUUCAUGCAGUCUUGCAGUUUCUGUUCCUUGCUUCACUGACUUUUUGGUUAUGUAUGCUCAUUUUAGCAACAAAACCACUCAGUCUUUUUUCACGGGCACUUACUGCCAUUUGAUGUAUUUAUUGUCCAAACGGGAUGUGAAGGAUCAAGUGUUUUUGUACUUUAUAUUUUCAGCAUUUUCUUCCUUUUGGAUAUUUUAUGGUACAUAUUGGUAAAUAAGUGUGUAAUACAACACAUAACAAUAUUGAAAAAAGGUUAUUUUUUCCCAUGGAGACUUUAAAAGGAAUUUUGUCUUGAAACAACUCCCUUAUUUGUCUGUGGAAAAACAAUGGACAGCACAGCCUCGGGGACUUCGCUCAAAUGAAGAUAGACAGAAAAGUGAUCCCAGCUCCAUCUGGCAUCUCUGGCUCAUGGUGAUUUGUGUAUCUGACUUUAUACACACACACACACACACACACACACACACCCGCCACACACCCACACAAACAUCAGACUUGACAAGGCCUAUCCAGAGCCCAGCUGGGGUACUCCCUUUCUUAGAUGCCUUUACUCUAUGAAGAUUUGAGCUACUGUUUUGAGUCUUGACCUUAGAGAACAGUGUUGUAAAGAUAAACUGACUUAGAUUUUCUUUGCCACAUAAGUACAGCUUGAGUAACUACAGCUUGUAGAGAAUCAAGAGUUUACAGCCAUGGAGACAUUGUUCAGACGGCUCAUUAUUCUGAUACCCAAAUAGUCCGAAAAAUGUCCAAUUGCAUCGAAAGCCCAUUUGUCUGACAGCCCCCUGCUCCGAAUGCAUGUUUUUUUUUCCAAAAUACACACUCUUCCUGCAGUUUUCCCCUUAAUAUAUUAGCGUAUUUAAAUGUGCAGGAAAGGACAAAGUCAGGUGACCUUCAUCAUCAUGGUAACAAUAAUAAACAAAUGGUUGAUGCUGUGAAUUGGUUGCAGUUUGGUUAAGUUUUAUGCAUCAAAAAUACUUUGCUAGGGUUGAAAUUAGUACAUUUGUUAGUUCACUUAUGUUCUGUACGUAAGUUGGUGAUACCACACUGUGUAUUUUUGAAAACAACGGGCCUUCGGAGGAAUGGCCGUUUGGUUUCGGAAUAAUGAGCCAUUGGCACAAUUACAUUCUCCAAAUAACAAUGCUAACUGAGGCUGAUGGGAGUCUUAUUAGUGUUUGGUCAUAGACUAAGCUAUUAACUAGCUAAAGUCAGUAAAUUUUGACCCAGCUGGUGGCGCUAGAUGAAAUGCCAGGGGAUCACCACAGUCCACAAUACUUGUUGAUAUGUUUUAGUCUGAAACAAAGUGGUAGACAGACUGACAUUGUCGUCAUACAUAGAGUCAAAUGACUGUCUACUGCUGGAAUGAACACAAUCAUAAUAUCCUGUAACAUAAUGAAGAAGACAUUAAUGGCAAUUUCUAAGAAGAUUUCAGUAUAAUUGACUAAUUCAGUCAUUGUUUAGCAGUGAUGGGGCUGUUGCCAUUCCGUCAUGUUGGGACACAGAGGCAGAUCUGUACACCUUAACAUCUUUUCUUUUCUUCAGAACCAGACAAGCAUUCAAUUUAAGCAUUCAGACUCGUGCUAAGACAUCUUUACACACACACAACGGAACAAAAAAAAAAAGCUGUAAAAAUCCCUGAGAAGCUACAGAAGUCUUUAGAAAAAGUCUUUAAAAAGUUCCACCGUAGUCUGCUGUAAUAAGGUACAUUUAGACAUAUGUUUUGCAGUUUCAAUGAAAGAUGUCCUCUUUGAGUUAAGAAGAAAGAUGUCUUCAUCUUAACUCAGCAGUAAGGGUGUAGAGUAAGCUCUGUAGGGGACAUGGUUACAGUUAGUACAUUUAUUAGUCCUUAAUGAUAGUGUCUGUGGGAGACAAUGAAUGAUGUUAAGCAGUUAAUAAAGGUCAAUCAAACAUG
This is a messenger RNA of Dicentrarchus labrax (European seabass), 5356 nucleotides long. RefSeq names its product WD repeat-containing protein 49-like. The transcript has 20 exons. NCBI's taxonomy places the organism in Eukaryota, Metazoa, Chordata, Actinopteri, Moronidae. Bases 606 to 3167 code for a protein of 853 amino acids. The record is from RefSeq and is a predicted model, not a curated record. Gene Ontology annotation, molecular function: protein binding.